Molecule: messenger RNA, 861 nt
Organism: Fraxinus pennsylvanica
Lineage: Eukaryota; Viridiplantae; Streptophyta; Magnoliopsida; Lamiales; Oleaceae
Source: the annotation of a GenBank genome assembly
AUGACCCAGCUCCGGUACUCUCCACUUACCAGCCAUUAUCGCCAUUUCACUCACACUCGUCAUUUUACCAAUUUCGCCCUCAGAUUUGCCGAUAAUACUUCCCCGAGCACCAUUUCCCUUUGCACUGAAACUAAACCGUUAAACUCGGAUUCGACAAUCAAAGGUUAUAUCCCCUGUGCUGGUGGUGGAGGUGGUGAUAUUGGUGUUGGACAUGGUGAUGGUAGUGGUGGAUAUAGCGGUAAUGGGGGUUGGAAUCAUGGCGGAGACUCUGAUGAAUCCAAGUCUUCGUUGGAUGGUUUCGGACCAAUUGGGACUUUUAGACUGAGUGGACCUACAGGAAUGACAAUGGACUGGCAAGGAGCACCAGCAAGUCCGAGUUCAUACACUGUGAAACGGAUUGUUCGCCUAGAAAUUCCUGUAGAGAAUUAUCCAAAUUUCAAUUUUGUUGGGCGGCUUUUGGGUCCUAGAGGAAAUUCACUUAAGCGAGUGGAAGCCACUACAGGAUGCCGCGUGUAUAUUAGAGGAGAAGGUUCAAUGAAGGACCCGGACAAGAAAGAGAAGCUCCGGGAACGACCAGGUUAUGAGCAUUUGAAUGAACCGCUCCACAUCUUGAUUGAGGCUGAUUUACCUGCUAAUAUUGUUGAUAUCAGACUGAGGCAAGCUCAAGAGAUAAUAGAAGAACUGCUCAAACCUGUGGAUGAGUCGCAGGAUUUUAUUAAGAGACAACAAUUGUGUGAACUAGCCAUCCUAAAUUCAAAUUUCAGAGAAGAGAGUCCUGGACCAGGUGGCACCUUUCAAUACCAGUGGAAUGAAACGUGCAAAAACAGGACGUUAAGAGAUCAAAAUCUCUCUGCUGUCUGA